Molecule: messenger RNA, 3082 nt
Organism: Rhinolophus ferrumequinum (greater horseshoe bat)
Lineage: Eukaryota; Metazoa; Chordata; Mammalia; Chiroptera; Rhinolophidae
Gene: CAVIN1
Product: caveolae associated protein 1
Exons: 2
Coding region: 171-1343 (390 amino acids)
Biological process (GO): transcription initiation at RNA polymerase I promoter; termination of RNA polymerase I transcription
Cellular component (GO): caveola; cytoplasm
Molecular function (GO): rRNA primary transcript binding
Source: RefSeq, a predicted model, not a curated record
GACCCCCCGCCCCGCAGUUCUGGCCGCGGUCCCGGGGCGCACGGACGUGGCUCGGGUUUCCUCCGCUCUUCGCUCGCUCUCGCUCUCCCCCCUCCCGCUCUUCCUCCUCUCCGAGUCUCCCGCUCCAGCUUCAGCUCCACCCGGCCGGCCCCGCACGGCUCCGGGUAGCCAUGGAGGACACCCAGCUCCAUAUCAUCGAGCAGCCACUUCCCGGGUACACUGAUGCAGAAGACCCGGGGUCUUCCCCCGUGCGGGGGCCGGUGGCGGAGGAGCCGUCGGGGGCCGGUUCUGAGGAGCUGAUCAAGCCGGACCAGGUGAACGGCGUGCUGGUGCUGAGCCUUCUGGACAAAAUCAUCGGCGCGGUCGACCAGAUCCAGCUGACCCAAGCCCAGCUUGAGGAACGGCAGGCGGAGAUGGAGGGCGCUGUGCAGAGCAUCCAGGGCGAGCUGAGCAAACUAGGCAAAGCGCACGCCACCACCAGCAACACCGUGAGCAAGUUGCUGGAGAAGGUGCGCAAGGUCAGCGUCAACGUGAAGACCGUGCGCGGCAGCCUGGAGCGCCAGGCCGGCCAGAUCAAGAAGCUGGAGGUCAACGAGGCCGAGCUGCUGCGGCGCCGUAACUUUAAAGUCAUGAUCUACCAGGAUGAAGUGAAACUACCGGCCAAAUUGAGCAUCAGCAAGUCGCUGAAGGAGUCGGAGACACUGCCGGAGAAGGAGGGCGAUGAGCUGGGCGAGGGCGAGCGGCCCGAGGAGGACGCGGCAGUCCUGGAGCUGUCCUCGGACGAGGCAGUGGAGGUGGAGGAGGUCAUCGAGGAGUCCCGCGCCGAGCGUAUUAAGCGCAGUGGCCUGCGGCGCGUGGACGACUUCAAGAAGGCCUUCUCCAAGGAGAAGAUGGAGAAGACGAAGGUGCGUACCCGCGAGAACCUGGAGAAGACCCGCCUCAAGACCAAGGAGAACCUGGAGAAGACGCGGCACACGCUGGAGAAGCGCAUGAACAAGCUGGGCACGCGCCUGGUCCCCAGCGAGCGGCGUGAGAAGCUCAAGACCUCGCGAGAAAAGCUGCGCAAGUCCUUCACUCCCGACCACGUGGUCUACGCGCGCUCCAAGACCGCGGUCUACAAGGUGCCGCCCUUCACCUUCCACGUCAAGAAGAUCCGUGAGGGUGAGGUGGAGGUCGUGAAGGCCACCGAGAUGGUGGAGGUGGGCGCCGAGGAUGAGGAGGGCAGCGCGGAGCGUGGAGAGGCCAUCGACCUGCUGCGCGGGAGUAGCCCCGAUGUGCACACGCUGCUGGAGAUCACCGAGGAGUCGGAUGCCGUGCUGGUGGAUAAGAGCGACAGCGACUGAGAGGGAUGGCGUGGGGCUCUGCCCAGGCGGCUGCACCACCCCGCCUUUCCCCGCCCCCUCCCUGAUUCUUUUCCCUCCUGAACUUUCUCUUUCGCAUUCUUUCUCGGCCUCGAACAGGCUGACAUGUUUCUAAAUUGAGGACACCUUUCCCCGAGGAGCAGCCUUCCAAACUUAUAGCUGUUAAGAUGGGAGAAGGAAGCAGCCUCCACAAAGGACAGCCCCACUUUGGGCACAGUCUGGAGGGAAAUAGAGAGGGAAGUGAUUCAUGUCCUGGUUGUGCAAGUUGGGGAUCGUAGGGAAAAUGCUGUCAUGUCAAUAGUUGGGCCCCCCUGGGGCAGGCUGCCUUCCCCCCAGUCUCUCCUUCACACACCCCGCUGCUGUCAUUCCUGCCCACUGAGCUCUUCUUUCUCAUCCUGAUCCUUGGAGGCUUCAACGCCAAAAUAUAGGAAAGAGUGAAUUCUGAAGAAGAUCCUUGCCCAUAUGGGAGGCCCCAUACUAGAAGGACUUGAAAACAGCUUUUGGAGAGAACCUGGGCAGUGGAGGAGAGAGGGCAGAAUGAGCCAUGAACCUGGAUGAGGGUCUAGCACAGGUUGUAUCUGCAAAGGGUCCCAACAAGUAAGGCUGGAGCCAAGGAGAGCCGUGGGGAAGGGGGGUGGGGAUGGCACACACAUAUAUGUUUAUGUAUCUGCACACAGGAACACAUGUCUAUGGCUUUGGGAAGGAGAACAGGAAAUAGUAGAAGGUGGGUGGAAAUGGGUGAAGAGGAGAGCAUUCUCAUCAGUAGCAUGAGAAACACAGAACAAGAACCUCAUCUUACUGGGGUUCUCAGAGGACAGCAGGACCACUUCAGGAUAAGGAGGGAGAACAGUGAGGAAGAGAUGACCCAAACACUAGAGAGAGGUAAGCCUCACCCCAUCGCUCAAAUGGGAUUUGGAUGGUGCCACAGGGGCAGUCCACUUCUCGAAGCCCAGAAAAUUAGGGUCCCAGAAGGGGGCAGCACCAGGCUGCUGAGAGCUGGGAGUUAGGAGGGGGGCAGACUGGAGAGAGAGCAAGGUGCCAAUGGCUAUGCCCCCUAGCUGCGAGCUGGAGGGGAGGUGAGCAGAGUAUAGUAUCUCCGUGUAUAGGGCAACCCAGCCUUGCCUCACUCGGGGCAGAUUCUUCCCAAGAUCCUUCCCUAGAGCUAGUAUAAGAGCUGCAGAACUUGCCAAAGCCUUCUUGUCCUUGUGUGUUCCUCUCCUGAAUCUUUGGGGUAAGAGGGUUGCUGCUUCCAGGUUCUCCUCGGGAUGCUAAAGUCCUGCUGUUCCUCCCCAGUAAAGGGGGUUAUCAGAAACCAGGACAACCUCCUCCCCUGCAAGUCACAGCCCAAAGAGGACCCUGAAGGCUUCCUCCUUCUCCCCCCACCUCCUCUGCCUUAUUUUCCUGCUCUGCUUUUUAGAAUUGCAGCUAAUUGUUUUAAGGGGUGGAGGGAGGGAGCCUGGGGACACAAACCUUUUUUUACAAUACAAAGCUUUGCUCCCCCCACCCCCUUUCCUUGGUUCCCUUCUCUCUUCUGAAAGCUUCCAGACAAGAGACAGGUCAGCUGAGGGAGGAUGGGGAUUAUGGGACAAGGUUCCUUGGUGCUGAUGGGCUAAAGGGGCCUGAGUUGUGGGCAGAUGCAGUUUCCUGCAGGCUCUGGGGAGCCUCUCACGUUGCUGUGUCCUGGUGAGCAGCCUGACCAAUAAAACCUGCUUUUCUAAAAG